AUGCCGGUCGUCAAGGGAGGAGUCUGGACGAACAUUGAGGAUGAAAUUCUCAAGGCGGCCGUGUCCAAAUAUGGACUCAACCAGUGGGCGCGGGUGUCUUCGCUGCUGGCGCGCAAGACGGCCAAGCAGUGCAAAGCGCGAUGGGCCGAAUGGCUAGAUCCUGGCAUUCGGAAGAUUGAAUGGAGCCGCGAGGAAGACGAGAAGUUGCUACAUCUGGCCAAGUUAAUGCCGACGCAAUGGCGCACCAUCGCCCCGAUUGUCGGACGCACCGCGACCCAGUGCCUGGAACGAUAUCAGAAACUACUAGACGAAGCCGAGCAGCGGGAGAGUGCCGAGUUUGGUUUGGCGGGUCCAGAAGGUGGAGAGUCUCAGGCUCCAUCGGCGGAUGAUGUGAGGAAACUGCGGCCUGGCGAGCUGGACCCGGACCCGGAGAGUAAACCUGCUCGUCCGGAUACCGUCGACAUGGAUGAGGAUGAAAAGGAGAUGCUGAGCGAGGCUCGUGCACGUCUUGCCARCACACAGGGAAAGAAGGCGAAGCGCAAAGCUCGUGAGAGGCAGUUGGAGGAGAGCAGGCGCCUGGCCGUAUUGCAGAAGCGGAGAGAGUUGAAGAGUGCUGGCAUCAACAUCAAAGUCACAACCAAGAAAAAGGGACAGAUGGACUACAACGCAGACAUUCCUUUUGAAAGGGCUCCUGCCCCGGGCUUUUACGACACAAUCGACGAAAAGGCGGCAAAUGAGCACGAACGGGAAAUGUUCGAUCCACGGAAGCAGCAAUUGGCCAACAAACGAAAGGGAGAUGGGCAGGAUGACGGUGCGCAAGAGAGUAAGCGGAGGAAGAAUGACAAGGAUGGAGGAGCCAGUGCUUUUGCCGCUGCUGCAAAGGCCGGCCAAGCGCAACGGAUUCGCGAGGCCGAACAGAGCAGCAAGCGACGCGGUUUGGUUCUUCCAGCUCCCCAGGUCAGCGAGGGUGAAAUGGAGGAUAUUGUYAAGAUGGGCAUGUCUGGGCAAAGAGCACACACUCUGGCAUCGAGUGCGGAGAAUGAUGCGACGAGAGGACUGCUCGCCAACUACUCCAACACUGUUGGUGCCACUCCCAUCCGAACACCUCGUGCCCCACAAGAAGAGGAUCGUAUUGCGAAUGAGCUUCGGGAUGCCCGCGCAAGGACCGAGACCCAGUCUGUACUUUUGGGUGGUGAAAACACUCCCAUGGCGGAGAGCGGUUCUACAACUGGCUACAAUGGUGUCGCUCCCUCGAAGCAGACCUACGCGACCCCCAAUCCCAUGGCUACACCCCGCGCAGGAUCAUCAAACAUUCCCGGCGCGACUCCUGCACGCGACAACUUCAGACUGAACCAAGAAACGGGGGCUAUGGAACUUGUUGGCCAGACACCACGAGACAUCCGUCUUCGUGAGCAAUCUCUUCGCUCGUCCCUUCGCGGCAAGCUCGCCAGUUUACCCAAACCACAACAAUCCGAAUUUGAACUCGAAGCYAUGCCCGAAGAACAACCCGAGUWCGCCACGGCCGCGGAGUUGAGCAGUGAAGAUGCCGCGAUCCGCGAUGCACGUGCCGCAGCCUUGGCUCAGGCAAGAGCGCAGGCAGAGUUCCGCCUGCAAACCCGUGUGGUGCAGCGUGGCUUGCCUCGACCAAAGUUUGUUGAUGUAGAUGCUAUGCUUAGACGUGCACAGGCGAUUGAAGAUGACGUAGAGAGGCAGAUUGAGACGGAAAUGGCAGUUCUCAUUGCGAACGAUGCACAGAAGUUUGGAGGCGCCAAGAUUCCGAAGAACGCCACGAGACCAAUCAUAACUUCAUUUAAAGAAGAGGAUAUGCAAAGGGCGCAGAUGGAGGUUGUACUUGAGAUGGGUCAAGACGCUGAUCGGAGACAGUUCGGCGCUGCGUUUGAAAGAGAAUGGGAGCGUGCGCAUGCUUCUACUGUCCUGCCUGGUUUAGCUGGUUAUGCGGAGGACGAGUUGGAUGAAGAGCAGCUUUUGACCGAGUCUUUCGAUGCAAUCCAAACGACCAUCGAGCACGUUUCCGACAAGGGUAAUGGGUUGGAAAAGAAGCUCGCGAAACUUCAGGGAGGUUAUCUGGCGAGAUCGAAAACUUUGAGGCAGAAGAUUUUGGAAKCGAGCGAGGCAUUGGCAAAGACGAAGCUCGAUGCCGCGGUAGGUCGGCAAGCGCUUGCGAGUGAAGAGGCGAGCAUUGCUGGACGACUCGAAGCUGCCAGGGAGGCAGUUGCAUUUGUUGCUAGAAGGGAGCGAGAGGGUCAAGACACUUUCCGAGCUGCGAGGGAAGAGCUUGAGGCAUUGCAAUGA
Molecule: messenger RNA, 2313 nt
Organism: Ramularia collo-cygni
Lineage: Eukaryota; Fungi; Ascomycota; Dothideomycetes; Mycosphaerellales; Mycosphaerellaceae
Product: related to myb-related protein cdc5
Exons: 1
Coding region: 1-2313 (770 amino acids)
Biological process (GO): mRNA splicing, via spliceosome
Cellular component (GO): Prp19 complex; spliceosomal complex
Source: RefSeq, a predicted model, not a curated record